This is a messenger RNA of Asparagus officinalis (garden asparagus), 907 nucleotides long. Its product is annotated as 40S ribosomal protein S9-2. Gene Ontology annotation, biological process: positive regulation of translational fidelity; translation. Bases 92 to 685 code for a protein of 197 amino acids. Gene Ontology annotation, cellular component: cytosolic small ribosomal subunit. The transcript is spliced from 3 exons. The record is from RefSeq and is a predicted model, not a curated record. NCBI's taxonomy places the organism in Eukaryota, Viridiplantae, Streptophyta, Magnoliopsida, Asparagales, Asparagaceae. Gene Ontology annotation, molecular function: rRNA binding; structural constituent of ribosome.
UGCCCUAGGGUUUUGCCUUCGUUCCCCCCUUACUUGGAGAGGUGAGACGGCGAGAUCUGAGGGAAGGUGAGCAGGGGUCGCUGCGUCAACGAUGGUGCACGUUUCUUUCUAUCGAAACUAUGGCAAGACCUUUAAGAAACCACGCCGUCCAUAUGAGAAGGAAAGGCUUGAUGCCGAGUUGAAACUUGUCGGGGAGUAUGGUCUUAGGUGCAAGCGAGAACUCUGGAGGGUACAGUAUGUCCUGAGCAGAAUCCGCAAUGCAGCGAGGCAAUUGCUUACUCUUGACGACAGGGAUCCUCGCCGUAUCUUUGAGGGUGAGGCUCUUCUUCGGAGGAUGCACAAGUACGGUCUUCUUGAUGAGGAACAGAACAAGCUCGAUUAUGUCCUUGCCCUGACUGUGGAAAACUUCUUGGAGCGCCGCCUGCAGACGCAGGUCUUUAAGUCAGGCAUGGCUAAAUCAAUCCACCAUGCCAGAGUUCUUAUCCGACAGCGUCAUAUUAGGGUUGGGAGGCAAGUUGUGAAUGUUCCCUCUUUCUUGGUGAAGCUUGAGUCAGCCAAGCACAUUGAUUUUGCACUAUCAAGCCCCUUUGGCGGAGGGAAACCUGGAAGAGUGAAGCGCAAGAGCGAGGCUGCAGCUAAGAAGAAGGCGGCAGGUGGUGAUGAUGGAGACGAGGAUGAGGAAUGAUCGAAUGUUUUUGGUUAUUUGGUUCUAAGGGUACUUCUGUUGCGUUUUGUUUUGGACUCUGAAUUUUCCUUGAUGUUUAGGUUCAGUAAAAUUAGUUUGCUGGGUCUGAAAGAGACUGUUUGUUUUCGAGUAACUUGCUUUAAUAUGGUUAAUUGGAUAUGUUUUAUCUUUAAAAUGCUUCAUUUGCUUAUUUGCGCUUAGCGCGCAGCUCAUUUGGAUAUC